Parnassius mnemosyne (clouded apollo) is the source of this 2853-nucleotide messenger RNA. NCBI's taxonomy places the organism in Eukaryota, Metazoa, Arthropoda, Insecta, Lepidoptera, Papilionidae. The record is from the annotation of a GenBank genome assembly.
CGGUCGGAGCUAAGUUCUGCAAGGCCCGCCGCAGAAGAACACAAAAACUCUCCGAUCACACUCUCAAUCUCAUGGCUGUUAGACGGGAAAUGAAACUGCAGUCUUCAACAGAUUUGACAGCAUACAGGCAACUGAAUAAACAGAUCUCCAAAUGCAUGAUGCGGCAGGAUUUACGCAACUGUAAUACAGCUUGUAUUGAAGAAGCGAUCGAGCGGAAUCAAGGCUCCAAAUGUCUGUCAGAAAGAGCCAACUGUCAAAGCUGAAGACCGAGUGUUGCAGCAUCGUUUCCGGGACAUCUGAGAUUUUGAGUGAGAUUGAGAGGUUCUAUGGGUUCUACGAUCCGAGAUCGAGUCUUAUCCGACUCUAUUCCGAAGAUAUUCCGGACGUCAGUCUAAGCGAGAUUAGAAUGGCUCUCCAGCAUCUUAAAAACGGCAAGGCCCCAGAUGAGGAUGGAAUUACAACGGAUCUUCUGAAAGCGGGUGGAAAACCGGUACUUGAAGUCCUUCUGAGGCUCUUUAAUCCCGUCCUCCAUGGUGGCACUUCUCCGGAGGCGUGGAGCAGAAGUGCGGUAGUCUUGUUCAAGAAAGGCGAUAACGCCCUCUUGAAAAACUACAGACCGAUUUCCCUUCUGAGCCGCGUCUACGUGCUGUUUUCGAGAAUCAUUACGAAUCGUCUCGCAUGCAGACUCGAUGACUUCCAAUCUCCCGAACAAGCCGGUUUCCAAAAAGGUUUUAGUACCAUAGAUCACAUACACACCCUUCGACAAAUUGUACAGAAGACCAAAGAGUACAGUUUGUCACUUUGCCUAGCGUAGGUGGACUAUGAGAAAGCCUUUGAUUCCGUUGUAAUUUGGGCGGUGCUACAGUCCCUUCAGCGGUGUCAAGUUGACUGUUGGUAUAUUGAAGUGCUGAAGUGUUUGUACAGUAAGGCUACGAUGGCUAUCCGAGUACAGAAUCAGACUACGAAACCUAUCCAACUGCAGUAAGGCAGGGUGACGUUAUAUCCCCGAAACUCUUCACUACUGCAUUGGAAGACGUUUUCAAGCUACUGGACUGGAAAUGAUACAGUAUUAACAUCAAUGGCGAGUACAUCACUCAUCUUCCAUUUGCCGACGAUAUAGUUCUUAUGGCAGAAUCGCUGGAGGACCUAAGCAUUAUGCUCAAUGACUUCAAAAGUGUCUCCCAACGGAUAGGUCUUAAGAUGAACAUGGACAAAACAAAGAUCAUGUUUAAUAUCCAUGUCACACCUAUGCCGGUAGUUGUUGGGAGCACUAAUUUCGAAGUUGUUGACGAGUAUGUUUACCUGGGACAACUAGUACUACUAGGUAAGUCUAACUUCGACCGAGAGGUCAAUCGACGGAUUCAACUCGGUUGGGUAGCGUUCGGAAAUUACGGCACAUCUUCUCGUCAGGUAUCCUUCAAAACUUGAAAACAAGACUGUACAACCAAUGCGUGUUGCGUAAAAUGACCUAUGGAACUGAGACGUGGUCCUUCACUGCUGGCCGGAGGAGGAAGCUCAAAGUUGCUCAAUGAGCUAUGGAGAGGGCUAUGCUCGGAGGUUCUCUGCGUGAUAAACUUAGAAAUGAGGAUAUCCGCAGUAGAACCAGAGUGACCGACAUAGCCCAACGGAUUAGUAAGCUGAAGUGGCAAUGGGCUGGCCAUAUAGCGCGAAGAACCGUCAACCGUUGUGGAAAAAAGUUCUCGAGUGGCGGCCUCGUACCGGCGGACGAAGUAUAGGGCGUCCCCCCACUAGAUGGAGUGACGACCUGGUAAGACAUGCAGGAAGUCGAUGGAUGCAGGUGGCUCAGUACCAUGAUUUAUGGCAUUCCUUGGGGGAGGCCUAUGUUCAGCAGUGGACUUGUGAAGGUCUGUAAUGAUUAUGUAUGACUAUCUGCGUAACAAAUAAGUUCACCUUAGUCUGUACUACCAAAAUCUGGUGAGCGUAAGAAUAUUAUCCCUCAUUAAUGUAAUGAGUUCUUCUAACACGUAAAUUUGUCGCUAUGAGCAGCUGCAGCGUCUGAUCAGCGGCGAUAACGUGCCGCUGGACCUGCGCGACCUGCGGCGCCACACACAGUACUACGGUGGCUUCCACGACUCGCACCGCGUCGUGUGCUGGCUGUGGGACGUGCUGCAGCGCGACUUCACCGAGCACGAGCGCGCCAUGUUCCUCAAGUUCGUAACGUCAUGCUCCAAACCUCCCGUACUUGGAUUUGCACAUUUAAAGCCACCUUUCUCCAUACGUUGUGUUGAAGUGGGUGACGACGAGGAUACAGGCGACACGAUUGGUAGCGUCAUUAGAGGAUUCUUCACGAUUAGAAAGAAGGACCCGCUGAACCGUCUCCCCACCUCAUCGACCUGCUUUAAUCUGCUAAAGCUGCCCAACUAUCAAAAGCGGAGCACGCUUCGCGAUAAACUACGCUACGCAGUCAACAGCAAUACAGGCUUUGAACUCUCUUAGAUCAUCUUGUAUCUCCUGAUGUUUGAAUUUCAAUGCAAGUUUAUGAACGAGUAUUUUUAUGCUCAAAAGUUUUCACCAGUUUCAAGCCAAUGAUUGUAGUUUUGUUAAUUUUUGUAUAUUUAUUUAUUUCCAUUCCUAUAUUUCAGAUAAAAGAGCGUUACUAUUUACUAAUCUUAUUUAUUAUAAUUUCCUGGAAAUAUUAGGAUAAGAAUAGUGGUUAUUUAAAAAAAAUUGAAUAUUUUCUUGCCUGUGUCAAAUGCUAAGAGAGGCUGACAUAAUAUAUCCGAAUUAAAAAACAAAACCGGGGUAAAAAAAUGCAAAAUGUAAGAUGCAUUAAAACUAAAAACAUAAAAUGGAGGUGUAGGACUUUAAAUUACCUAAUAAUUGUGUGUUUAU